CAGAAUAAUCGCAUCUUCUUCUAUGAGUAAUUGCAUAGAUAUUCUUCUGCCUUUACUACAUAUAAAUAGAACACAUGACCCUAUAAUAACAAGUUAACAACCAUAAAACAACAGCUAGGUAGCAGCAAGACCCGUUCACAAGACUAAUCAAAUCAAACUUCAAUAUUCAACAACAUCAACGACAUAAGAAUCAAAUUAGAAUUACCAGUAUUAACAAUGGCAAUCACAGGUAGAUUGCUACAUGUAUCAAGACCACUGAGAUUCACUGCACCUUCUAAUUCUCUCAAUUCUAAUUCUUCUUCAUCGGUUAGGAGCUUAAGCAAUGGAGGUGGGGCCAAAAAAGAAAAGGGAAUUACGUUAAAUGAAGAUAUGAAGUCUAGAUCAACAGUGGUGAAAGCAGUAGUUGCAUCAGAAAAGACUCUUGUAUCAACAGAACCACAAACAAAGAGCAAUAAUAUACAAGAUUUGGUUUCCCUCGCAGCAGCUGUUACAGAUGUUGUUAGAAGGAUAUCUAGAUUUUCAGUGCGCCGAAAAUCCUGGAAAGAACGGGUUCAAAUGAUGGUAGAAAAGGGUAUAGUUGAUUGUCGAUUCUUUACAUUGUUCGCGGUUACAGGUUCCUUAUUAGGCUCAGUAUUAUGCUUCAUUGAGGGUGCUUUUUUUAUUCUAGAGUCAUACAUUGAAUACUUUAAAGCCAUAUCAGAAAAAUCAGAUCAAGGGCAUGUUAUGCAUUUGCUAAUUGAAGCUAUUGAUAUGUUUCUUCUAGGAAGUGCCCUACUUAUUUUUGGGAUGGGAUUAUAUGUUAUGUUUGUGGGAUCAAGGACUAUGAACAAAGAAAAAGGGGUUUUGAUUUCCGGGUCUAACUUAUUCGGGCUCUUCCAUCGCAAGGGUCUACCAGCAUGUAUUGGAAUGCAGUCGGUAUCACAAGCCAAGUCAAAAAUUGGGCACGCAAUAUUGAUGAUACUUCAAGUUGGAGUUCUGGACAAGUUCAAGAAUGUACCUUUGGUUACCGGAGUUGAUCUUGCCUGCUUUGCCGUAGCCAUAUUAGUUUCCUCAGCUUGUGUCUUCCUUUUGUCGAAACUCUCCUUAGAUCAGCAAACAGCAAGUUGAAGAUAACCAACAUAUAUUUAGUAAUUUUUACCGAGUACGUACAGAGCCAAAGGAAAUCUAGUCCAUUAUUCUUUUAAUCAUUUGUCACAAACUGUACAUGUCCUAGGUACAUAUUAAUUUCUUACAGAUGGGGAGUCUGGUGAACGAAAUUAUCUUAGGAUCAAAUAUGUAAUUCUAUGUAGAUAUAAAUGUAUAAAAAUUGAAAGAAAAAAAAUUGCUAGCUGCUCUUCAUGUCGAUCAAUCUCAA
Molecule: messenger RNA, 1354 nt
Organism: Papaver somniferum (opium poppy)
Lineage: Eukaryota; Viridiplantae; Streptophyta; Magnoliopsida; Ranunculales; Papaveraceae
Exons: 5
Coding region: 217-1107 (296 amino acids)
Source: RefSeq, a predicted model, not a curated record